AUUCAGACUUGACUCUGUGUCUGUGGUUGGCCUUGCAGAGAGAAAAACAUUUAACAGCCAAGUGUUCAGCUGAGGUCAGAGGAUGACACAGCACAAAGAGCUGUUUUUUUGUUUUUUUUUACGGGUCCUGAAUCCUCCGUAAGCACGCAAGUUACAAAAUGUCACUCCUCCAAACAGUUACGUGCCUCCCUGUCACGUGACCUCGUUUCUUUUGCUUGAAAUAGUUUUUGGAUGUUUGAAAACAGCUGCUGCAGUUCAGACGCGUCCUCCUGACCCUGGGUGCUGAUCUUCUCGCUCACUGAUGCGCGAUGGAGAAUUUGAAGCAGUUCCUGUUCGCUCUCUCCGCUGCCGGAGCUGUCGGGUUUGUCUCCAUAAUAUUCGUGCUGAGGUGGGUUCUCUACUUUAAGGAAGGCUUGGACUGGAACGGAGGACUGGCAGAAUUCAACUGGCAUCCGGUGCUGGUCGUCACAGGCUUCAUUUUCCUGCAGGGCACAGCCAUAAUUGUCUACAGGCUUCCCUGGACCUGGCAAUGCAGUAAACUCAUGAUGAAGUUCAUCCAUGCAGGCUUGAACUUGACAGCCUUCAUUUUCGCUGUUAUUGCCAUGGUGGCCGUUUUUGACUUUCACAACGCUGCCAAGAUCCCCAACAUGUACAGUCUGCACAGCUGGCUGGGCCUGAUGGCAGUUAUACUGUAUGGUUUGCAGCUUGUUCUCGGAGUCGGCCUGUACCUGAUACCAGUUACACCUGUGGCCUGGAGAGCAGCUUUUAUGCCCAUCCAUGUCUACAGCGGUCUUUUUCUUUUCACCAGUAUCAUAGCAGUUGCUCUCAUGGGAAUUACAGAAAAACUUAUCUUUGGCCUGGCCAACCCGAAGUAUAAAGACUCUCCCCCAGAGGCAAUCUUUGUGAAUGUGUUGGGACUCCUCCUGGUUGUUUUCGGGGCUCUUAUCCUCUGGAUUGCCACUCGAGCGUCUUGGAAACGCCCCAGUGACCAGAUUGCACAUUCUCUGCAUACCAACAGGGGAAGUGAGGACAACAGCAAAGGUGGUCCGGCAAUGUCUGAACUGGAAGAUGGAGCCAAUUGUGAGACCGAUGGAGAUGUCAGGAAGAGGAAUAGCAAAUAAAUCAGAGAGCUACAGUAGGCUGACAGUUUGUAUCAUAGGAAUAAAAAAUGCUGUGCAAAUAUCUUCAAAUAAUCUCUAGUUUCCCAGGAAAUAUCUGUUGAAACAUGCAAACAUUAAAAAGUGAAAAAUACACAUAAUGUUUGCAAUAAUUUUCAGUGUCCAUCUCUCUGUUUUACAUUGUCUUCUUCAAGCUUUCUUAUUAUUUAAUUAAUCAGUCUUUAGGAACCUUUCUCCAAUGUUCAUGAAGGACAAUCCAAAUGUCUCCUUUUGGAUCAUGGCUGCCCUUUGUUUAGUUUAUCUGUCAAGAUAAUGUAAUGUUGAUUUAAUCAUUUUGAGGUUGAAUCACUACAGAGACCAAACCAUGAAUGACUACAUUAUGUUUGUUUUUUCUUUCUGUGUUCUAAGUUUUUACUGCUUUGGACAUUGGUCUAAAGUAGUUGAAAGUAUUAUUUUUGACAGACCAUAAUCUUAAAAAUGCCUUCCUGCAUUCACAUAUACUGUAUAUACAAUUUGACACCGCACCUGACAUCAGCUUAGUCACCAAAUCAUUCCAGAGCCACCAGCAUGCUUUAUUGACAUCAAGCUCAGUAUUGUACUCAGUUCUCAAAUUAUGACCCCCCACCCAGAUUUUUUGCAAAUGAAGAUUUUUUUUUUGUUGCA
Xiphophorus maculatus (southern platyfish) is the source of this 1781-nucleotide messenger RNA. RefSeq names its product cytochrome b reductase 1. The transcript is spliced from 4 exons. NCBI's taxonomy places the organism in Eukaryota, Metazoa, Chordata, Actinopteri, Cyprinodontiformes, Poeciliidae. Gene Ontology annotation, cellular component: lysosomal membrane. Gene Ontology annotation, molecular function: oxidoreductase activity. Bases 309 to 1121 code for a protein of 270 amino acids. The record is from RefSeq and is a predicted model, not a curated record.